AUUGCCACAAAACUAGCUUGACUGCCCUGGCUCGCGAGGAAUGAAUGCAUGGACGGUUGCCUUGCGGUAGCUAAGAAGCAGGGAAAUACGUGCAUCUACUUUAAUCCAACAUCAUGGAACAUGGUUCCCGGCCGCCUAGCUAACCAGCUUACCUGAUCAUAUUUUCUUCGCGGCUUGUAAGCCAUCGGUCCUAGGCUUGCCCAGCGAGCCCCUAUUUUAUCUAUCACCAUGGUCGGCGUGCCCAAGAGCAAACGGUGCAGUUUUUGUAAAUCAAGAAAGACGAAGUGCGAUGAGAAAUGGCCGAAUUGUGGGACUUGCACUCGGGCUGGCAAGAUCUGCUCAGGUCCCAGGACGGAUCAUAAGUUCAUCGUGAAUGGGUGCCAUGGUGGAGUGCCAAAUGAUGCAGGAGAUGCAAGGCAUACAAGACGUCUGCCGUUAGAAAGUGGGUGCACUAGCAAAGUGGACAGUAUAUCACGGCACCAUGCCGACGCCGUCGUCCUUGCUACAAAGCACCUUUUCGUGGACGAAUCUACGCACAAAGGCCGCCAGGUGGCUGCAAACCUAUCGAAACCUUUAUCAUGGAACCCCCCAGAUAAAGUCACAGCUCAUUUGAUCGCUUGUCUGGGCGCCGCACCCGGAACUGGCUACGACCUGCAUAUUCUUGGAGCCUUUCUCCCUCUGAUACCAAGACAUCUAGGCAGCGGGCACACGGCACUGAGCUAUGCGGUCGAGCUCCUGCUAGGCGCCUGGGAGAAUAGCCGUCAGGGACUGCCUUCGGAGCUGUGGUUGGAUCUAAGAGCGUACAAUAGAGCGCUCCGUAGUCUCAAGGCCACGCUCGAUGAUGCCAAUUCCGAACACCUGACCAACACACUUGCUACACUAUGCGUAUUGCAAAAGACUGAGAUCUUGUAUGACUUUACAAGGGGCUCAAAUCAGGAAAACCAUGCAGCCGGACUUAUUGCCGUCAUCAAGGGGGGCGGUCCGAGACAGCCCAUGGAGGAAAUGGCGCUCCAUGUCACGUUUGAGAGCAUUUUCCACAUGUUGCAAGAAGACAUUCGUCAACGCCGGGAAAGCGAUUUCCAUAACCCAGAGUGGAUGAAAGCACUGCAUGGCGCAGUAGAUGCGAGCGGUGUCACGCCCGUUCUCAAGCACUUGUAUCAUCUUUGGGUCGACGCAACGGUCUGGCCAGGCCUUGCGCGAUUGGUUAGCUUGAUUCGGCGACAUCCGUCGGAUACAAUGACCGCCGCCCAGCUACAUUUGAGGGCGACGGCAUUGGCUAACCUACUACGGAAUCAGGAUGAAACCAUACUAGCUGCUCUAGAAGACGUAGGCGCCAUCAGCGAGGUCGAAAACAAGAAUCGUCCGGAUCUAUUUCCAAAAUGCUACCAAUUCGCCGACUUCCCAACGGCAAAGCUAUUCUCUACACACACCCUAUUCAGCAUCCUUGCUUAUCGAUUCCUACAGGAAGCGGACCAGGUUCUGUGCUCCCAUAGGGAUCCAUAUUUAGAAGCACAAGCGAGGAAAUUCAGUAAGCGGGCUUGGAUGGCAUACCCUUGGUUGCAGAGCCAGAUCCCACUGGCAGUAGAUUUCACAGGAUGCCUGGUGUUUUCUUACGAAGCUGGGAACGAAGAAGAGCGCAGGUUUUGCGCUGCAGGUCUUACGGAGAUGGACUCCUCCCGACAUCCGCCUCCCAUAGGCCAAUGGGUCGAGGCGACGAUCAUGGCCAAUGCAAAAGCUUAUACUGGCCGGCUUCCUUUCAUCAAAACACAGGAUUCAACGGUGGAGUAUGAAGGUGUAGGUUGUCGAAGUUAAUCGGGGAUGGACCGGCCGCCUUGUAUGAUUGUAAUAGGAACCAGAGUUAGAGAUAUAGCUUCAGGGACCCAAAAUUAGAAUAAAGCACGUUAAUGACAGUAGAUCAGACAGGUUUGGCUGUGAUCUUGUAGGCUUCUGGGACGA
Molecule: messenger RNA, 1956 nt
Organism: Xylaria bambusicola
Lineage: Eukaryota; Fungi; Ascomycota; Sordariomycetes; Xylariales; Xylariaceae
Exons: 6
Coding region: 229-1812 (527 amino acids)
Biological process (GO): regulation of DNA-templated transcription
Molecular function (GO): zinc ion binding; DNA-binding transcription factor activity, RNA polymerase II-specific
Source: RefSeq, a predicted model, not a curated record